Messenger RNA from Colletotrichum spaethianum, 369 nucleotides. RefSeq lists its product as uncharacterized. The transcript is spliced from 2 exons. The coding region runs from base 1 to 369 and encodes 122 amino acids. Gene Ontology annotation, molecular function: oxidoreductase activity; copper ion binding. The record is from RefSeq and is a predicted model, not a curated record. Lineage: Eukaryota; Fungi; Ascomycota; Sordariomycetes; Glomerellales; Glomerellaceae.
AUGGCCCCCCUGCUGUUCCUUGAUAUUGUAUCGGUCGUAGAGCCGCCUAUUGUAGGCCAUCUACCCCGGGGCACUACCGUCGAUGUGAUCGUGCAGAACGCGGUUGAUGACACCAUGCCACUUUACAAACAUGGGGACCCCAUGUUUUUGCUUGGCUCCAAAGGCAAUGACACAUGGAGGUGGGAGAUAGUCGAAGAUGCCAUCAGAGCCCACACGGAGGAGCCGAACUUGGACACUCCCGCCCUACAGUUCGUGCACGAUGUGCCACCCUUAGGUUGGGCGGUGCUGCGGUGGCAGACUCACGUCCGCGGCGCUACAAUGCUACACUCCAACAAGUUCAAGUAUUACGCAGAUGCGCCUCGCAAAUAG